AUGAUUUUAGCUGAAGCCAUCUUCGCCAAAAACGCCUUAUUCCGACAUGGCAAUGCAUCACCGUACGAGGCCGUGUUUGGCCGCACACCAGCUCUUCUAGAUGCACUUCAUUUCGAAUCCGUUGCCGACAUCAGUGAGCGAGAUUGCGAGAGGCUUCGCCACGCUGCUAUCCAAUCUAUGGUACAAGCUUCUGCUCACGAUAGAGUAGUGCGGGCCAAUGCGUCCCGCGCGCGUCCGGCUGGGGAGCUGCUGGGGAUAGAGGUUGGAGACCUCGUGGAGUUCUUCAGGAAACCCAGCACGAAAGAUACGUCGGGCUGGCAUGGGCCAGCAACAGUGGUAGACACCACGUCAAUGCGUGACGGCCAGCUAGGCUUGCGUUGGCAAGGGCGUCACAUUACGUGUCGUCUCCAGGAUAUUCGAAGGGCGUUGACUUAUACCUGUCUGCUCAUGACCGCCAGGUCGGAUUCGCCGACCACGAUAGUACAACAGGCGGCCGAGCAACACGUAGGGGUUGUAGUUCGCCUGGGGUGGUUUCAAUCCGAAAGCAGAUGGUUAGCGUUUGAGGCAAACAGGCGUUAUGCCCGAGAACUGCUGGCUGGCCUUCAUAUGGCUUCUUGCUUGCUGCACUUGUCAGGAGUGGUUUCCUUCCGCUUCGGUUGUGAGGUCAAUUCCUUGCCUGCCGUCAAUUGUGAUGACACUCUUUUGAUCUGGUGGCCUAUCGGCCUCCUUGAAGAAUGGUGUCACGUGUUUCUCCCUGGCCAACAGGCCAUCAACUUUGCCAGGCUCUGUCCCACUCUUGGACACAAGGUUGCCUUUCUCCAGUUCUUUUGCGAAAGCGCCGAAACAGUGGCGAGCGUGAGGCAGGUUGUAGCGGAUGUGCCAAACUUAGGUGGGCCUUAUGACCCUCAAAUGCCCCCACCGCGUGACCUGACUCAUCGGGUUCGCCUGGGAGGAAGGAUGCCUGCUUUGGCAAUUGAGGACGGCGCCACGCGGCAGCCUGAACACUUUGACAUUGCAACGCCUCCUGCCAGCUCAGGUCCCAUGUCUGAUUUGGAGACGGAAGGGGAGGAAACUGAAGCUCCCACAGAGUCGGUCGAAUCUGUGUUCAUGCAGUAUGCUGUAACUCCUCCACUUGUUUACACCGACGUCGCCCAUGAAGCAGCUUUUGUCUUUUCCAGCGCCGAGUUGGAACGAGAACUGCCAUCCUUGGAAAUUGCACCUCCCCUAGAGUUCGUCAAUGAGCAAGUCAAAAGUCAGUACAUGUCUUUGCUCGGCGGAUUAGCUUGGGUAGUGCAAACUCGUCCGGAUAUCGCAGUUUUCAUUUCAGCCUUGCAACGACAACUUGCUACGGCUCUUGACAACGGUACGAACGCACUGUUCUUGGAUAUGGUUAUUGACCAUCGCGGACUUUUGGAUGCGGCGGCCAGUGACGAAAACAAAUCAACGGACAGUGCUGUACUUCUUCACCUCAUGAAACUACGGGAAGAUCUCAAGUCAAAGAUACGUACAUUAUUCUGGGUGGAUACUCGAUCAAUGGUCGCUGACGCGCUCAACAAGGGUGCUAUCGACAGGAAGCAGUUACAUGAACUAUGUAGCGAAGGCACCUGGACGAUCAGCCAACCGUUGGUCAGUCAUCGAGACACAACCAAGGGCAAGUGA
This is a messenger RNA of Symbiodinium pilosum, 1659 nucleotides long. NCBI's taxonomy places the organism in Eukaryota, Dinophyceae, Suessiales, Symbiodiniaceae. The record is from the annotation of a GenBank genome assembly.